Rotaria socialis is the source of this 873-nucleotide messenger RNA. The record is from the annotation of a GenBank genome assembly. NCBI's taxonomy places the organism in Eukaryota, Metazoa, Rotifera, Eurotatoria, Philodinida, Philodinidae.
AUGACAAAACAAACUACAUAUAAAAAUCCGAGCACUUCCACAGCAGUUCCUGGUAAUAGAGUAAUCUCUUCAAGCGAAGAAAUACGUAGCCUCGACGAAGUGCAAGUCAGUAUUAAAAACAGUCACGGCACUCGCGCAAAUAGAUCACAUCAACCUCCUCUAUGCGCAGCAAUAAUUAAUAGACCACAUGUCGGCAUGGGCAUGCCUCAAGACAGGCUAUUUCAGCCAAUGGCACCGACAUUGCUACCCCCGCCAAAAGAAUGUUGCGCAUCUUGUUCUGAAGCUUGCCGCAGCAGGUGUUGUGAUUGUUGCAUGCGAAGGCCCUGCAUCAUAGCCACGAGUGUGAUGAGCGGUUUUUUAAUUGUCACUAUCAUCAUUAUUUCGGUCGUGCUCACUACGCUGAACGGUUCACGAAGCAGUAGUAGUACUAGUGGUAGUGGUAGUACUGGCAACAGCUCUGGUGGCGGUGGAUCAAUCGCAGGUGUCAACCUAUAUGCUAAGAAUUUCAGCAUUUCAACAACUUUAACAGAAAAUCACGCAUACAGUCGAUAUCAAGGUGUCGGAUCCAAUUACUACUAUGAUACUAUUCAAGUUGCUCCUACCAUAAAUGGUACCUACACUUUUAUGACUGCUAGUACCAUUGAUACAUAUGGUUACAUGUACGAAAAUAGUUUCCUUCCAGCAUUUCCAAAUGUAAAUUUGUUAGCUUCCGACGAUUCAAGUGCUGGAAAUGGUCAAUUUGCACUUAUAUUGUUGCUUCAACCUACAGAUAGUUACUACUUGGUGAUAACAACAUAUCUCCCCAAUGUGACUGGAUCAUAUACAUUGUUGGCUUCUGGUCCUCAAUCUUUCGGCAUUGGCUUUAUGAAUUAA